UAAGAGGAAGUAACUUUACAGAGAGGAAGAUGUGGGGUAAUUGUGUCACCCAACCUUUUUUUUUCUCACCUUUGCGAAAUGAAGGACAUCCCGUCUUCAAGAGGACUGAAAGAUGUGAUGGUUGGAUGACUCGUCUUCCUCUACAUCGCUGUCUUUCUACACUUCAGCAGUGGACUAUAGUAGUAUAAUAGCAUCCUGUCAGUGUCCCUCUGUGUCUUUGUUCACUAGAGGAAGGAAGGGGAGAAAGUCCUAAACAGAGGUGUAUUUUAGGCCACCGCUUCCAAGUAGGAAGUGAAACUUUGGUUUGAGUUAUAAUACCUUUUCUUGACCUAAUCUGUUCAUGCACCUUACUUUCUCGUCCACUGUUUCUGGUGCGUUCUGUCCUCCGGCUCGGACCCAGCAUGGACCGCCUGGCCGCCCGUUACCGGCGGUCGCGUCUCAGACACCUCGCCUCGGAGAAGAAAGACAAAGCUGGCUGUUUCCAGUCCAAGAACACUGAUGAGGAGGCCUGCGUGGCAGUGAAAAUCGAACACUCCAGAGCUCUAGGCAGUAGCCCAGCGUGCGAGGAAAGAAACCCACCCAGUGUGCAGGCGUGUCUGAAUCGGGCCGGCGGUCCUGUCAGGAGCAGGGGAGGGGUCAAUGGAAGAAGCUCUGGCAGCAGGCCGGGGCUGCAGACUAAACCACAAGUGCCUCCAAAACCACCACAUCUUCAGAGCCCGGUGACGGAUUUAACUUCCCCACUUGGCCGCAUCAAGAGACCAUCAUUUAAUAGACGAGGCAUGGAGGAAGGUGGAGGAGGAGGAGGAGGAGGAGGAGGAGGAGGGGGAAGAGGGGCUGUGAACCGAGAGAAAAUAAGGGAGAAACACUCCAAAGUCUCAGACCUCAUCAGCCGCUUUGAGGAGAACAGCAACACAGACAACAAGAGAGACGGCUCUCCGCUCAAACAGAUCAGCAAGUCAUCCAACAGCAGCCCGGCUCACCGAGCCUACCAGAAGCAGACGGAGAACCAGGACAACCACUCUUCCUCCGCACCGACCUCGCCGCAGGAUGCCCACAAACCGGCUGCUAAUGGGGUGCUAGCUCAGAUGGAGCAGGAAAAGGACAAAGACAAGGAGGAUAACCAGGAGACGGACAAUGGAAGUGUGAGGAUAGAGAGUGGCGGGCUGGUAAACGGAGAUAUGGGGUGCACGGAACAGAGUGACGAUCAUUCACCUCCACACACAGACAGGACUGGUACAGAAAGCCACACUGAGAAUGAGGACAGUGGGACUAAAAUAGACACAGAACCCAAGAACGAAGAAGGGAGCGCUGACCAGAAGGAGACAAAUGAACAGAAGCUGUUUAAGAUCGCCAGUGAACUCCUGCACACAGAGAAGGCCUACGUAGCGCGACUCAACCUGCUGGACCAGGUAUUCUCUGCGAGGCUGAUGGAGGAGGCUAAUAAAGGAACGUUCCCUGUGGACGUAGUGAAGAACAUCUUCUCCAACAUCGCCUCCAUCAACGUCUUUCACAGCCAGUUCCUGCUGCCAGAUCUGGAGAAACGAAUGGGAGAAUGGGCGGCCACACCUCGCCUCGGAGACAUCCUGCAGAAACUCACACCCUUCCUCAAGAUGUAUGCAGAGUAUGUGAAAAAUUUCGACAAGGCUAUGGAGCUGCUGAAACAGUGGACUGAUCGUUCCCCUCAAUUCAAGGCGAUCAUUCAGGAGAUACAGAGUCAAGAGGUCUGUGGCUGCCUGACGCUUCAGCAUCACAUGUUGGAGCCCGUGCAGAGAGUCCCUCGCUACGAGAUGCUGCUGAAAGACUAUCUGAAGAAGCUGCCGCAGGACGACCCUGACCGGAGAGACUCAGAGAAAUCAUUAGAAAUCAUUGCCACAGCAGCUACUCACUCCAACAGCGCCAUACGGAAAUCUGAGAAUCUGAAGAAGCUGAUGGAGAUAUACGAGAUGCUGGGUGAGGAGGAGGACAUCGUUAACCCCUCUAACGAGUUCAUCAAAGAGGGACACAUCCUGAAGCUGGCGGCCAGGAACACCUCGGCCAUGGAGCGAUACCUCUUCCUGUUCAACAACAUGCUGCUGUACUGCGUGCCCAAGUUCAGCCUGGGAGGGGCCAAGUACACAGUGAGGACACGGAUCGGCAUCGAUGGCAUGAAGGUCCUGGAAACGACCAACGAGGACUACCCUCAUACCUUCCAGGUGUCAGGGAAGGAGAGGAUGCUCGAGCUACAGGCCAGUUCAGAGCAAGACAAGGCAGACUGGAUUAAGGCGUUCCAGGCAACCAUUGAGAUCUUCCAGCAGAAGAACGAGUCGUUCAAGAACGCUCUGAAAGAUGCAGAUGAAGUGUCGAAUGCAGAGCUGGGGAAGCGCGCCCCUCGCUGGAUCCGCGACAAUGAAGUGACAAUGUGUAUGAAGUGUAAAGAGCCGUUCAACGCUCUGACACGGCGGAGACACCACUGCAGAGCCUGCGGCUAUGUGGUGUGCUGGAAAUGUUCAGACAACAAGGUGGCGCUUGAAUACGAUGGCAACAAGAUGAACAAAGUCUGCAGAGACUGUUUCUCCAUCCUGAACGGAGAAAGAGUCGCCGAGGGCAAGAGGAAGGGCAUCCUGGAGAUCGAGGCGGCUCAGUUCUCCGGCAGCAGCAUCAUGUGCGGCUUCCUGCAGUACUGUGAGAAGAACAAACCCUGGCAGAAGGUUUGGUGCGUCAUCCCAGAGAAAGAGUGUCUGGUGCUCUAUCUCUACGGAGCUCCACAGGAUGUGAAGGCCCAGUCUACCAUCCCCCUCCUGGGCUACUCUGUGGAGGACAGCGCCCGGCCCACCGACCCCCCGGCCACCUUCCGCCUCUCUCAAUCCAAAUCCAUCCACAACUUUGCUGCUGAAAACGAGGAGCUGAAGCAGCGCUGGCUGAAAGUGAUCCGCGUGGCGGUGCUGGGGGAGAUGCCAGAAUGCCCCGAGACCAACGGCGGCACCGCCAACAUGAUGGACAACAACAACACACAAGAAGCGGGUACUGAUAGCUCAUAAAGGUGUGUUUUCUACACGCUAACUGCUGUUGGAUUGCUCAAGUAAGACGUGCAGCAUGUGUGCUGCACUCUCCGUGCUGGCCUCGACUCUUAAAGACAAAGUGGAACAAUCAGUUCUGGAUAAGCUGCCUUCCCUUGCCACUCUCCUGUUUCCGGGGUUUCUUCCUGGAUUUUCUCAUAAACCCACACAAGAACUUCUGAUUCACUGCUAAAGCUGUGCUGGAUUACUAAAAGGACCAGUCUGGUGCAAUCAACACUAGAGCAGAGUGGCCUCAGGACUGAUCGACUUCCCUCAAACAGGCACUAUAAAGGACAGCCCAAAGUCAGCCCUCAUAGACUUUUAACCUGUCAGCUCCUCUUGAGCCAGUGGACCACCACAGACUUACACAGCGGCCCGUACAGGAUGUGAAUCAAAGCAGCAGCAAACUAAGUCUGCUGGUGCUGUAACUCAACUCUGUGUACCUGUACAGUAUAAAUGUUUUUGUUUUCUUUUCAGAAAGGAACAAUUGUGUUUUUAUGUACAUAAAUCAAUCCCAAACUUUGUUUUGAUAACAUAGAAAACAUCUAAGUAUGAUAUAAAGUAUUUGAAGUAUUCUGUCUUUUCUUUGCUUGAGAAGAUGGAUCCAAAACUGGGAAAAUGAUCAUGUGGUUGGAGAAUGACUGUUCUCACCUCCCACAUUCAUCCCUCAGUGAAAAUUCAUCAACUGUCUAAAUGCUAAUCAAAUUCUGAAUGCAUGUUGGCUGAUCUGUCUGCUUUGCAAAUGGUUGCAACUGUCCUAUAGUGUUUUCUUUGAUGCAAAGGAACUAGUUUGCUAAUCAAAACAGUUGUAAAGGAGCAGUGUGUAGGAUUUAGUGGCAUCUAGUGGUGCAGUUGUAGAUUGCAACUGCUCACCCCUCCCUUUCCAAUCAUGUAGGAGAACCUACGGUGGGCUUCGGGUAAUGUAAAAAAAAGCAAAAAGUCCUGUCGUGGAUGAAGGGCUCAUUCUAAGCUUACAAAAACACAAUUCUUACUUUCAGGUGUUUGUACACUAAUGAAAUAAUAAUAAUAAUAAAAAAUAUUAGAUUUAAUUUCACCCAAUAGAUCCCCCUAUAUCCUACACAAUGCUCCUGUAAAUAUAUAGGCAGCUGACCAUGGAAGAAAUCAAUUGUCCUAAGAGUUUUUGUAUUGUAAUGGCAAUACGUAUUGUGAUAUAGUACUUUUCAAGCCUUACUCAAGAUAACUGAUGAUGUCAUAGCAGACAUUUACUCAGACUUUAGACAGCUCCCUAUAGAGCAACAAAGGACGAAGCACUCUGAGACAAGUUAACUGACUGUUAUGUAUAAGAUCAGGUACAGCUAUCUUAGUAGAAACAAACUGUUCAGUAGCCAGAAAAAGAUUUACAACAGCUGCCUCGUAUGUCAAAUGCAGUAUGAGAAAAAUACCACCAUGUCCAACUGGAUCCUGUUACGUUUUGCAGUAUGUAAACUUUCUGGCUUUCGUUCUUUUCUGGCUAAUCUGACCCACAAUCCUCUGCGCAGCAUAUAUAGGUGCAUCAUAAUAAAUUAGAAUAUCAUAGAAAAGUUUAUUUAUUAGUGGUGUCAACAAUAAUCGAUUUGGCGAUGCAUCGCAAUGCGGGGCAUGCAGGAUUCAGCAUCGAUGCGGCAAAGUGCCAUAAUCGAUUAUGUUUAUUUUCUGGCCUCCAGUGGAAAGUUGUGGGGGCAAUUGCUCUGUUGCUAGUUUGGAGUUUAACACGGUUUUAAACUCCAACUCCAGUUUAAAAUAAUCUGUUGUUAUUAGGCCUAUCUGACUGCUUGUAUUGCCUCAUGACUGACGAAAAAUGUCCCUUGUUGUGUGCAGUAUAAUUGUGAUGCAUCGCAGAAUCGAAUUGAAUCGAAUCGUUACCUGGUGAAUCGUAAUCGAAUCGAAUUGUGAGGGCAGUGCCAAUGCACACCCCUAUUAUUUAUGUCAGUAAUUAAAUUCAAAAAGUGGAAAUACCACAUUAUGUAGAUCCAUUACAUGCAUAAUGAAACAUUUAAUGUCUUAAUUUAUUUAAUGUAUUAUAAUUAUAAUGAUUAGGGGUUUUCAUUUAAUGAAGACCUAAAAUUCAGUCUCUUAAAAAAUUUGAAUAUUUCAAAAGACCAAUUUAAUGUCCAUCUAUACGACUCAAUACUUGGUUGUGUCUAUUUGACUUGAACUACUGGAAAUUUAGUUUCAGUAAUUUUCUAAUUUAUUCAGAUGCACCUGUACAUAAGAAGGAGGAUCACAGUUCAAGGCGCAAUGUAAUGAUGCAGUAUGCAACAGUACGUACAGCUGCAGUACGUACUAAAAGUCAAACUGCCAAAAUAAGUUCACAAAUCUCUAUGGUCUCACGAUACGUAUUGCCACACAUCUGGACAGUGCUGUUUGUCCUAAAAUGACACGCUGCGAUCAUGGAUGAUACUCAUUCAUGUUCCAAACUUGCACCAUGAUGAGAUGAGAUGAACAGGGAGCUUCAGGUUUUCUGUUUAGAUGCAAACGCAGAACAAUCAUAGAUAAAGCAAGCUGGUGCGAGAAUUGUAAAUGUGCUUUUAAUGCUGUAAUUCAUUUUUAUUAUUUAAAGUAAUUUAUAGAGUAUGACAAGCAUGAUCUGUUAAAAGUAGCACAAAUUUGUUCCCCGACUGUCAACUAAGAAGCGCAGUAGGUAGAUCUUAUUUUUCCUGAGAGCAGAUGUUUUUAAACUAACUCAGAUGUGUCACUUCCGUUCUUCAGACUGGACUGGACUGUGUUCAUUCACACGGUUCUGUUUGUUCUCUGUCUCCCCCCUCAGAACUCCUUCUCUUUAAAGUAUUCAAGUUAAAAAAAAAAACAAGAGCACAAAACUUCCCUAUCUGUAACAUCUGAAUGUAUAUCCAGAUUUUUAUGUCCUCUCAUCCCCUCCCCAAAGGUGUGAGAAUCUACGCACUUUACAGUCUUAUAAAGUGUACCUUCAAAGAAAAUAAAAGGAGAUUAAAUUUA
Molecule: messenger RNA, 5990 nt
Organism: Centropristis striata (black sea bass)
Lineage: Eukaryota; Metazoa; Chordata; Actinopteri; Perciformes; Serranidae
Gene: fgd4a
Product: FYVE, RhoGEF and PH domain containing 4a
Exons: 18
Coding region: 402-3017 (871 amino acids)
Biological process (GO): cytoskeleton organization; filopodium assembly
Cellular component (GO): cytoplasm
Molecular function (GO): guanyl-nucleotide exchange factor activity; metal ion binding
Source: RefSeq, a predicted model, not a curated record